AUGGGGAGAAUUAAGAAAGUGGCCAGUCAGAAGCAUGAGGCUACAAUCUCACCUUUCCUGGCAGACUUUAUAGCGAAUGCGACAAGCCUUCCUGUACCAGAGCUUCCUUCACAUUUUUCUACCUUCCCGAAGCUAUGGCCCUUCCCUCGAGGCGACCUCUACCACUGGAUUAACGUUCUAGACCGCUUCGAUGAGAUCCUGGCCUCAGUCAUCGAGAAAUACUUCCUGAACAUUGGCCCCCAGUCACAAAAUUUUGGCCGAGGCGUGUUAGAGGCUUCAUACACCGCGGAUUCGAGCAAGACACCCGCCGAAGGCGUCGAUACGAAACUCAAUGUCUUGGGGUAUGGACCUGAGGGAGACCGGGAACUUGUGGAAGCGAUCCUGGAUUUCUCCCGUUUGCUGCUCGAGAAGUGUGGCAACCGCAGUCUCUACAGCAGCAGUGAGCGACUAGGCGAUCUCUUGAACACUACCUCUCUAUCAUUGCUGCAAUCAACUCUCCGCCUAUCUCUCUGCUUGGCUCAACGAUAUCACUCUCGCCAGCGGGGUACUCAAUCGCAGUCUCUAUUGGCUACUCAUUACAACAUCGACCUGGAAAAGCUGCAAAAAAUUGCAGCGCCAUUCCCUCGCCCAUUCAUUGCCAGCAAAACUUCGUUCGCUGCCUCUCCCGCAAUUUCUGAAAAAGGUAAAGAGAAGGCAGUUCAGACCAAGCUUAAUGCAAAUGAAUUGGGCUCUCUCGUGCGCGACGAAGAUGGUUGGGAAGAAUGGGGCAGCGUCCGUGUUCUUUACUAUCCCUCUGGGUCCUCUGAACAGACGCAAACAACGUCUGAAUUUGGCCAGAGCGAGCAAGGCUCCCACACCCCGACUACACCCACUCCUCUCCGACGAAGUGCAACUCACCCCAUCCCUCGACUGAGUCGUGGCUCCAACGUGGAUGAAGUCCCGACUGUGGCGCCCAACACGGGUGGUAAGCCUGACGAGGCAUCACGCAGCGGCAGCGGCAAGAUUUUGGAUCUCCCGUAUUCAAAGGUGUCUUCCAGCAAGACUGAGGACCUUCUGGCAACGAACCUGCCUCAUCUGCCCCUUGAAUCGAAAUACGAGUUCCUCCACAAGGUCCGCGUUGCCCAGGCGUUGGCCGGGUCGCGUGUUACUCGUGAACAGAUCCUCGCAAUUCGAAUCCUGGCCGCGACAAACCUGGCUUACGUUCAAUCUGAGUCUGCUUUCCAGCAGAAGGUUCUUCUCUCUGACAUGGAAGUACCCAAGCGUCUCCAGCUCGUUUACCAGCUGGCUGAGCUUGUCCAUCUAGGCGCUAGUGGCGACCUCGAUGUCUCACGGCACCUGCAGACAUUAGCGAUUCAGGCGCUUGAUGGUUUGGCAAAACACAAGUCUCGUUCCAAUGAUGUCUGCUCGGCUCUCAGCGUCAAUGUCAAUCACGGUGUGUUGAUGUUCCUGACCCGCAAGGUUGUCAACGAAUUGGGCACCGACGACGAUGUGAAUGAUCUCCAUCAAGAUGAAUGGCGGGACGCCCUACUUUCACUCUUGCGGACCCUGCCUUCCUCCAGCACUCGUACCCCAGAGACGCUUGUUGCAGCGGGUCUAAUCCCCAUGCUUGUCGACAUACUUAAGCUGCGCACUGAAAAGUCCCGCCGAGUCUACUCCCGGGUCAUGGAGUUCCUCGACACUUUCGUUCACGCAGUUCGCGAUGCUUUGGCUACAUUGACCUCGGCCAAGGGUUUCGAUGCCAUUUCUGAUCUGAUUGAUAAUGAGACUAAGACUGCGUUCGAGCACGUCUCUCGUGGAACUGGCUUCCCUGCCAAAUACAAGAACCCCUCCAUCGAUUAUCAGAUUCCCUACUUCCAGCAGCAGACAAUGCGAUGGAUGUUCCGCUUCGUCAACCACAUUAUGCAGCACAACGGUGGAGGAUUUGACCGUGUUCUGAGAAACCUGAUUGACUCUCCUCAGCUACUCACCUCCCUGCGCCUGGUGUUCGAAAACGCACGAGUCUUUGGCUCGCACGUUUGGAGCAACGCUGUCAACAUUCUCAGCAGCUUCAUUCACAAUGAGCCUACAAGUUACGCUGUCAUCGCUGAAGCUGGUCUCAGCCGUAGUCUCCUCACCGCAGUGAUGGGUCGUGAGCUCCAGGUACAGGAGAAGCCCCCGGCUGUGGAGCCCGAGGAUGCUGACCCUGAUGCCGCCGUCGCUGAAACAUCUGAUGCCGCCGCCGCCGGUGUCCCUGAGGCAAAGGAGGAAGGUCGCGAAUACACUCUUGUCCGACCACGGGGAACUCGUCUGGCCCCGGGCAUUAUUGCUGCCACAGAUGCUCUUGGCUGUGUUCCUUCUGCCUUUGGAGCAAUUUGCCUGAACUCUUCGGGACUGGAUCUUUUCCAGUCUUCGGAUGCACUAGAGAGCUUCUUUGAGAUCUUCGAAAACCCCGAGCACAUCAAAUGCCUGAAGGAUGACCCAAACCUGGUUCGGAACCUAGGUACCACCUUCGAUGAGCUCGUUCGGCACCAUCCUGCUCUGAAGACCUCUAUCAUGUCUGCAGUCAUUGUCAUGGCUGCCCGUGUGAGCCUUCUUGGCAAAGUCAAGGCUUGGGAAUCUGGAAUGGGAUCCAAGCUGUGGACCGAAGAUGCCCAGGGAAAUAUCGGCCUCUCGGGUGACAUGGCUUCCCUGUUCCGGGAUAUCGGUGCCCCCAUUGAUGCAUCUAUGCAAGACCCUGCAUCCAUCGGUGUGCCCCAGUUCAAGAACCACACCCUCCCCAACGGUGGAAAGAUUGUUCUUGGUGAUCUGAGCCAGGUGCUCCCCUCGCAGGACGCCAGCUUUGAGCCCAAGGACAAGGACGAGCACGGUUUGAACGUGACGGACUACCUUUUCCCUGCGAUCCGCUUCCUGGGUGCCUUCUUCGAGAACCAGCCAAACUGCACUUCCUUCAUCCAGGCUGGCGGUGCGGAGUUCGUUCUCGAUUUCGCAACCCUCCAGAGUCUGUCAUUUGACUUCCACAACACCGAUGCCAACCAAGAGCUCACUGUCCUUGUGCACAUGAUGGCUGAAACCAAGCCACAGUUGGUCAUUCCAUCGUUGAUAAAUCGUGCCCAGUCAGCUGUGAACAAUCUCUCGGCCUUUUGGACUACACCCAAAGAGUCGGGAUUCUUUACGGCACUGACCAGACCCGCCAACUCGAAAGAAACCGCACCAGAGCCGACGCUGGCUGCCUCUAAUGGAACCUUCUUCGUGAAACACAUGAAUGCCGUACUUGUCAUGACAGACUUGCUUCGCGAGGUCUAUGCAAUGCCGCUGUAUCAGACACGGCCUGUGCAAGCAACAUCUCCUUUUGCCCAGGUGAACCUUGCAGACCUGUAUGCAGAUCUGGUGUCUUCUCUCGGCAAUCUCCAUGCUGCAUGCGUGUGGGAGGAAAUUAUCAUGGAAAAGAGCAUUCCUGAGAAGUGGGUGCAAGCUACAAAAGCACCCGCUAGCAAGCCUCGCUCUGACCGUCCCAAUGCUGUUACUGGAGCUGCCCAGGGACUGUUGACAGAGCCUGCUACUGGUUCCCAGGCUGGUUCGGCUGCUCCCGAGGGUGAUAAAACCCCAGCACCCGAAGAGCCGGAAAGCGAAGAAGACAAGGCGAAGACAGAACGAAGUGCCGCUUUCAAGAACGUCCAGACUCUUCGCUAUCUUCUGAGCUCCUUGCCUUCGUCCAUCACUGGUUUCCUCCACAACUUGGGCCUGGGUCUCGUCAGCAAGAGAAGAUCGGACCCUCACUUAAAGAUGCGCCAGAAUGCCAGCAUGGUGGCCGAUGCCAUCGCGGAGACUGUUCUUCGCGAGCUUCAAUUCAGCGCUCCCAACUCGUGCGAUAGUUCUAAGCACCGUUUCGCCUACUUGAUUGUGAUUCUGUCAUCAUUCUCGCAUCUGCUCUACGAGAUCUCCAAUGACCGUCCCCAGUCGAACUAUUUGACCUUGGUCUUCUGGUCAUUCAAGAAGGCUCAUGGAUUGAAAGUUCUGAAGGACAUUUGCGACGUGUUCAUGCGCGAGGUCCAGGCUCUCACACCUGCUGAAUCUGUUCCUGAGUCCGAAAAGGAUGUUGCUGCUCGCUUAACUUCCGCCUACGGCGGUAUCAAGAUCAUCCUCGCUCUGUUCGCUGAGCUUGCUUCAGGCAAGAACAUCGUGGAGUCGAGCCAAACACAGGCCUUAACUAGCCACCACGACCGGGACCGUGAGCGUCACGAUUACUUCCAGCCCGGCCAAUUCAUCGUGGAUCUCCGCAUGGAAAUUCUUCCCAUGGCUCAGGACAUGUGGAACUCCGACUUUGCUACCCAGUCUUCGAGCCCUAUUGUUAAGUGCCUGGUUGAUAUCCUCCGAUCCUCCCUGGAUGGAGAGUAUGAGACUGGAGCUCUUCGCAAAUCGGAUACUCCUCCCGCUCUAAAGGAACCACCUCGUGGUGCAUUUGUGGUGAACAAGACGCACGCUGCGGGUCUGGUUGAGAAGGGGUGCGAAGAUGCGGAUCUUAACAAGGAGGCUUUGUACCGCUGCAACAACAGCCUGAAUGCUGCAGAAGAAUAUUGCAAAGCCCAAAACUACAUUCGUGCACCUCCAAGACUCCCGCCUCGCCCCAACGAUAUCCAAACUGGAUCUUCGGAGAACGCCUCAGGUGGAGAGAGCCUCGAUGACCCUGUCGCUGGAGAUGUCACUCCAUUCAACAGUGGCUACCUGGAACGCUCCGGCCUUGCCAUGCUUCUCGCUUCGACUCGACCUGGUGAGGAUCUUACGAACCAAGAGCCUAGUCCUGAAGGCAGCAUGGAUCCCAUGCGCGACAACUUGGCUAGAGCAAUUGGAAACAUUUUGAAUGAUGAUGAAGGCAUGGUUGUUCCUGGCUCUGGCGAGCCGUCAAGUGCAGAUCGCCCUCCGAGCUAUGGUGCCCAGGAACCUUCUGAGCCUGUCGAUCAGCCUCAGGCAGAGCCUACCGCGCAGGUGGCACGCCGUCCGAUGAUUACUGUUGAAGACCUGGACAAUGAAAGAGAGAAGGUCCGGUCUAACCUCAUCGAGCGUUGCCUGGACGUCCUUAACGAGCACCAUGAUGUCUCUUUCGAGUUGGCUGAUCUGAUAUCAUCUGCUAUCAAGAAGCACCCUGAGCCUGAGAGCUUCAGACGCGACAUUGGUGAAACCCUUGUUCAGUCGCUUGUUUCUCUCCAGAUGGAGAACUUCCAGACCGCCGGCAAGAAGGUUGCUGCUUAUGCACACAUCCUUGCUUUAGUUCUUCAGGAUCGAGACAUGUAUAGCGCGACUGUCGAAGAGCUCAAGGAUUGCUUCUCCACUUUCCUUGGCUUUAUCAAGCUCCCUACACCCGAGAAGACCCCCGAUGAGUCUUUCCCCUGGAUUGGGCAUGUGUUGCUCAUUCUGGAGAAGUUGCUUUCUGAUGACUGCCAGCCGCCUCAGAUCAGCUGGACUCCCCCUGCCAGUCUUGAUGAUACAAGCACGGGUGGCGAAGAGCCCGCGCAUCUUCAGGAGCCGCUUGUCUCCCUUGAUGAGAAGACUCAGCUCUUUGAAGCAUUGGUUGAGAUUCUUCCUCGCAUCGGCAAGGAUGAUACGCUCGCACUCUCUGUUUGCCGUGUGCUGGUGGUCCUGACUCGCCAGCGCAGCAUUGCUGCCCGUUUCGGCGAGAAGCGAAACCUGCAGCGUCUCUUUGUCAUGGUCAAGCAAUUGGCUAGCGCUACCAAUGAGAAACUCCAAAGCGCCUUUAUGUUGAUCCUACGACACAUCGUCGAAGAUGAAGCUACGAUCCGACAGAUCAUGCGGAGCGAAAUUACUUCUUUCUUCGACUCCAAGUCUUCCCGCCAGGUCGAUACUACUGGCUAUGUUCGUCAGUUGUAUCAUCUGGUUCUGAGAGCGCCUGAGAUCUUCGUGGAAGUGACAAAUGAGAAGGUACGUCUACUCCGAUACGACACCCACCAGCGACCUCAGAUCCUCGGGUUGAAGGCCGACAAGGAUCGUGUCGCCGCCCGUCUUCGUCAAGGUGCCGAUGGUGCUAGUGAUAGCAAGGACAGCGGUUCCGGAGAGGCUUCUACUUCGGCCUCUGACGACAAGGAGAAGGACAAGAGUCAAAAGGGCACUGAGCUGAAGCCACCUGUUGUGGAGAAUCCUGAUGGCGUUAUCCACUAUCUUCUUUCUGAACUCCUCUCCUACAAGGAUGUGGACGAUAAAGAGGCUCCUACAGAAUCCUCGGAUCAGCCCGCUGGCGAUCAGUCUGAGGGCCAGACGGAUGUCGAGAUGUCCAUUGAUGAGCCUACCCCCUCCGUGACUAGCAGCGCCGAUGCCCAGCCCGCUCGCGGUACACCCGCCAAGAAGGGCGAGAAGCCUCCGUUCAAGGCCGAAGAUAACCCCAUCUACAUCUAUCGCUGCUUCCUCCUUCAAUGCUUGACCGAGCUCCUGUCAUCUUAUAACCGCACCAAGGUCGAGUUCAUCAACUUCUCGCGCAAGGCUGAUCCCCUUGCCACCACUCCUUCCAAGCCUCGCUCGGGUAUUCUCAACUACCUCUUGAACGUGCUUGUUCCCCUCGGCACCAUGGAGCACGAUGAGUCCCUGGCAUUCAAGAAGCGCAGCAUUACCUCCUCAUGGACUAUGCAAGUGCUGGUCGCCCUUUGCACUAAGACUGGUGAAUUCGGUGGCCUCGGCAGGCGCCGUGGUGAGCAGAAGCGCAAUGAAGAGGACGAGUGGGAGCUUGCUUUCGUGCGCAGAUUUGUGCUGGAGCAUGCCCUCCGUUCCUACAAGGAGGCCAAUGCGUCAAACGAGCCUCUCGACUCUAAGUAUUCGAAACUCAUGUCCCUCGCCGAUCUGUUUGACAAGAUGCUCAGUGGGUACUCUUACACACAGGAUGCUGGCUUCCCCUCUUCAACAAGGCAGCUUGCUAAGACCAUGUUUGAAAAACAUUUCAUUCCUGCUUUGACUGCCUCUGUUGCCGAAAUCGACUUGAACUUCCCAUCCUCUAAGCGAGUCAUUAAAUAUAUCUUGCGACCUCUCAACAAACUUACACAAACUGCUGUCCUUCUCAGCGAAACCAACGAUAUCACUACUCUGGCCGAGACCGUCGAGGAUGAUGAAAUCUCAUCAGCGACCUCUGUUUCGGACAUGGAGGAUGAGCGUGAAGAGACUCCUGAUCUUUUCCGCCAUUCUACCCUCGGUAUGCUGGAGCCUCGUCAUGACGAUGAUGAAGAUAGCACCGAGGGGUCAGAGGAAGAGGAAGAGGACAUGUAUGAAGAUGAGUACGAUGAGGAGAUGGAGUACGAGGACGAUGUUCCCGAGGAUGACGGCGAAGUCGUUAGUGAUGAUGACGAUGAAGGCGUCGGCCACAUGGAAGGUCUCUCUGGUGAUCCGGUUGAAAUCAUCGUUGACGAUGACGAGGAUGAUGAGGAUGAUGAUGAUGAAGACGACGACCACUCCGACAUGGACGAGGAUGACAUGUACGCUGAUGAGAUCACCGGUGACCGUGACAAUGAGAGCCUUGAAGAAGGCGACCAGGACGAGUGGGAAAGCGAAGAAAUGACUGAAGACGAGGAAGAAGCCGAGAUGAUGAACCAGUUCGAAGACGAAAUGGCCGACAUCCGCCAUCAAGCCCAGCGGCAACCCGAUGGUCAUGCCCGUAUUGACGACUUGUUCCGUGCUCUUAACCAAGCUGCUGGCGGUGCUGAAGAUUUCGGCGCCGAUCCCCUCGGAGGCGAUAUUCAUGAUGAAAUCCUUGACGAAUUGAACGAGGAAGGAGGUCCGUCCUUGAGCCCCACACCCAUACCCAUGCCUGCCACUGUUUUGUUGUUCAUUCAAGGGAUUCUAACUGCUCAUUACCCAGAGGACGACGAUGAGAUAGAUGAACUAGAAGAGGAAGUCGACGAUUACGACGAUUACGACAUGGACCAGGGCUCCGAUGGUGACAUGGAAGGUUCGAUUAAUGAUCAUGAAAUGUUUGUUGAACGUGUUGCUAACAAUAUCUCUUUCUUCACAGAGGAUGAUCUUCUCGAGCCUUGGGGAUGGGAAGGCGACGAACUUCCCGCUCCUCGACACCACCACCACCGCUUCCGUGGUGGCGCGCCUCCGGCUUGGGCUACAGUUACUGAAAUCAUGCCAGGCCGUGGUGGACUUGUUCCCAUUCAACCCUACCAUCGUGUGCACAGAACUCAGCUUCCCGGGCCUCGCGGAAACGACGAUGGCACUAACCCUCUCCUUGUCCGGAAUGAUCGCGGUGCUGACUCUGCAGCUCCUCGUGGACCGGGCGCUGAAGCCUUUACUGACUGGACUCAUGCUUUGGAGCCUCCCACUGGUGGUAACCGAAUGCUCCCAAUGGAAAGCCCCGUCAGCUUUAUGAAUGCUAUCAUGCAUGCCAUCAGUGGCAAUGCUCAGCCCGGCUUUGGAGUUGUCACUCGUCCCGAUGGCAUCCAUGUCCACGUUGACCGCCACGCAGUCCUGCCUGCCAACCGCCUCACAAACGCGUUUGGCCUUGGUCGAGCUCAGUCUAGUCCCACUCGCGGCCGUGAUGACCCCCACAACGCGGUCAAGUUUUCUCUAUCUACAACCCGCAACCGCUGGCAAGAGGAGGCUCGCCUUCUUUUCAGCAGCACCUAUGUCGAGAAGACACAAUGUAUUGUCAAUUCUCUGCUGAAGGUUCUUGUCCCUCCUGCCAUGGAGGAAGAGAAGCUGCGCCAGAAGCAGGCUCAAGAAGAGCGCAAGCGUCUUCAAGAAGAUGCGGCCGAAAAGGAACGCCAAGACCGUAUUGCCCGCGAAGAAGAAGAGCGCGAGCGCAAGCGCAAGGAAGAAGAAGAGAAUGCCCGCCAACAGGCUCAGAGAGAGCAAGAAGAGGCCGAACGCCAAGCUGCCGGGAUUGAUGAGCCCAUGGAAGAUGUCCAAGACACAGAAACUGCGCCAGAAGAAGCAGCUGAGCCCGAGCCUGCUGAACCCGCCCAGCGUGUUCACACUACCAUCCGGGGCCGCCAGCUGGAUAUUACUGGGCUGGAGAUCGACCCUGAGUACCUGGAGGCUCUCCCGGAGGAACUCCGGGAAGAGGUGAUUAUGCAACAGCUUGCGGAACAGCGAUCGCAGGCCGCUGCCGCUGGUGAAGAACCUACCGAGAUCAACCAAGAGUUCCUCGAGGCCCUUCCUGCCGAGAUCCGUGAAGAGCUACUCCAGCAGGAGGCUGCUGAUAGACGCCGCCGGGAGCGUGAGACUGCACGCCGACAGACUGCAACCACCAGCGCCCCACCCCGCGCAGAGGAAAUGGAUGCUGCCAGCUUCCUUGCUACCCUCGAUCCCUCGCUGCGCCAGGCAGUCCUUGCCGAUCAACCUGAAGAUGUCCUCGCAAGCCUAGGCCCAGAGUACAUUUCGGAGGCCCGAGCCCUUGGUGGCCGCCGUAUGGCCCAAUUCGGAGACAUGAGUGCUGUAGAGCAUCGCCAAAGAAACGACAAUGCGGAUGACCAGGAGCCUAAGAAACCCCAGAGGCGCCAAAUCGUUCAGAUGCUCGAUAAGGCCGGUGUCGCAACACUACUUCGUCUAAUGUUUAUGCCUCUCCAGGGCAACACGCGGCACCAGCUCAAUGACAUUCUGCACAACGUUUGUGAGAAUCGUCAGAACCGGAGUGAAGUUAUCAGCCUGCUUCUAUCUGUCUUGCAGGAUGGUAGCGUUGAUUCCUCUGCUAUUGAGCGCAGCUUUUCCCAUCUAUCGCUUCGUGCCAAGGCCCCUGGCGCUCCGAAGACUCCGCAGUCUGCUAAGCGCAAUACCUCUCUCCAGGCGUCUUGGAGCCUCAGCACCGAAGUGACGCCCAUCAUGGUGGUGCAGCAGUGCCUGAGCCUGCUGUCCUUCCUUUCCCAGUUCAACCCUCACAUUGCUUGGUUCUUCCUGACGGAACAUGAUUCAUCAUCAUCCCUCAAGCUCAAAGCUUUGCGCAAGGGCAAGGGCAAGGAGAACCGCGCUAACAAGUUCGCUUUGAACGCUCUCCUUACUCUUCUGGACCGGAAGUUGAUUAUGGAAAGCCCUACCUGCAUGGAGCAGCUGUCUAGUCUGCUCAGUAGCAUUACACAGCCUCUGACUGUUCUUCUACGUCGUGAGAAGGAGAAGCAGGAGGAAGAAAAGGGCAAGCAGCCCGAGGGUAGCCAGCCUGAGGAGGCCGCUGAACAACCUACAGAAUCAACCCAACCCGUUGGCGACGUCCCUAUGACUGACGCUCCUCUGCCCACCGUUGAGACGGCCGAGGACCAUGGUACUGAGCCUACCGAAUCUGCGGAGACUAAGAAACCGGAGGGUAACGAUGCCAAGUCCAGCGAGGAAGAGAAGCGCAAGCGAAGGACAAUCGAGCCCCCUGUUGUUCCCGAUCACAAUUUCUGCAUGGUCGUUCACAUCCUUGCCGCUCGCGAAUGCAAUGGCAAGACCUUCCGUGACACUCUGUCUACCAUCAACAACCUGUCUGCCAUCCCGGGAGCUCGCGAUGUAAUCGGUAAUGAGCUUGUCACUCAAGCACAGGCCCUGAGCGAUACCAUCUUGGGUGACCUGGAGGAACUUCUCCCUCAUAUUCACCAGGCCAAGACCGGCAAUGACAUGCAAGGCUUGGCUCUGGCCAAGUUCUCUCCCGCCAGCUCGGAUCAAGCUAAGCUGCUCCGUAUCUUAACGGCACUUGACUACCUCUUCGAUCCCACUCGCGUUGACAAGACUAAGGGCACCGAGCCUGAGUCCGCACCCAAGGAGGAUGUGCUCAAGAGGCUGUAUGAGAGCGCCACUUUCAGCCCCUUGUGGACCAAGUUGAGCGACUGCUUGGCUGUUAUUCGCCAGAAGGAGAACAUGCUUAACGUAGCUACUAUUCUCCUGCCGCUGGUUGAGGCUUUGAUGGUUGUCUGCAAGAACACCACUCUUAAGGAUCAGCCUAUCUCACGAGGCAGCCGCGAGUUGUCUGUGAAUAGUUCUGCGGCCGAUGCUGGUCUCAGCAUGGAAAACCUCUUCUUCAAAUUCACUGAGGAACACCGCAAGAUCCUGAACGAGCUUGUCCGAUCGAACCCUCGCUUGAUGAGUGGCACUUUCUCUUUGCUGGUCAAGAACCCCAAGGUCCUAGAGUUUGAUAACAAGCGCAACUACUUCACUCGCCGUGUCCACUCUCGCGGCGCCGAGCCUCGUCACCCCAACGCACCUCUCCAGCUCUCCGUCCGCAGAGACCAGGUUUUCCUUGACUCCUUCAAGUCUCUCUACUUCAAGAGCGCCGACGAGCUGAAGUAUGGCAAAUUGAAUGUUCGCUUCCACGGUGAAGAAGGUGUCGAUGCCGGUGGUGUUACUCGUGAAUGGUUCCAGGUUCUCGCCCGUGGCAUGUUCAACCCUAACUACGCUCUCUUCAUUCCUGUCGCUGCCGACCGAACAACGUUCCACCCGAACCGUCUCAGUGGUGUCAACUCUGAGCAUUUGAUGUUCUUCAAGUUCAUUGGAAGGAUCAUCGGCAAGGCUUUGUACGAGGGGCGGGUUCUAGACUGCCACUUCUCUCGCGCUGUCUACAAAAAUAUUCUUGGACGCUCCGUGUCGAUCAAGGACAUGGAAACGCUCGACCUUGAGUACUACAAGUCUCUCCUUUGGAUGCUGGAGAACGAUAUCACGGACAUCAUUACUGAAACCUUCGCCAUCGAGACCGAUGCCUUUGGUGAGACUCAGGUGAUCGACCUCAUUGCUGAUGGUAGGAACAUCCCAGUCACCCAGGAGAACAAGGAGGAGUACGUCCAGCGAGUUAUUGAGUACCGCCUCGUGGAGUCUGUCCGUGAACAGCUUGACAACUUCCUGAAGGGCUUCCAUGAGAUCAUUCCACCGGAUCUCAUUUCGAUCUUCAAUGAGCAGGAGCUCGAGCUUCUGAUUUCCGGUCUGCCUGAGAUCGACGUGGAGGAAUGGAAGAACCAAACCGAAUACCACAACUACUCUGCCUCUUCAUCUCAAAUCCAGUGGUUCUGGCGUGCCGUUCGCUCGUUCGACAAGGAAGAACGGGCCAAGUUGCUACAGUUCGUUACCGGAACCAGCAAGGUCCCUCUCAACGGCUUCAAGGAGCUUGAGGGCAUGAACGGCGUGAGCAAGUUCAACAUCCACCGCGACCCCGGCAACAAGGAUCGCCUUCCUAGCUCGCAUACAUGCUUCAACCAGCUUGAUCUUCCUGAAUAUGAAAGCUAUGAAGAUCUCCGUCAGCGCCUGUAUACUGCGAUGACGGCCGGUAGCGAUUACUUCGGUUUCGCAUAG
Messenger RNA from Penicillium atrosanguineum, 12225 nucleotides. RefSeq names its product E3 ubiquitin-protein ligase TOM1 (gene tom1). The record is from RefSeq and is a predicted model, not a curated record. Gene Ontology annotation, biological process: proteasome-mediated ubiquitin-dependent protein catabolic process; protein polyubiquitination; positive regulation of protein catabolic process. The transcript has 3 exons. Lineage: Eukaryota; Fungi; Ascomycota; Eurotiomycetes; Eurotiales; Aspergillaceae. Gene Ontology annotation, molecular function: ubiquitin-protein transferase activity. The coding region runs from base 1 to 12225 and encodes 4074 amino acids.